Messenger RNA from Chaetura pelagica (chimney swift), 675 nucleotides. RefSeq names its product olfactory receptor 51E2-like. Gene Ontology annotation, cellular component: membrane. Gene Ontology annotation, biological process: G protein-coupled receptor signaling pathway. The annotation marks the transcript as partial. The transcript has a single exon. Gene Ontology annotation, molecular function: olfactory receptor activity; G protein-coupled receptor activity. The record is from RefSeq and is a predicted model, not a curated record. Lineage: Eukaryota; Metazoa; Chordata; Aves; Apodiformes; Apodidae.
AUGGCCUCCCCCAACAGCUCUGACCUCAGCCCACCCUUCCUCCUGGCCAGCCUCCCGGGGCUGGAGAGCACCCGUUUCUGGAUGGCCACCCUGCUGUGCUUCAUCUACCUCCUGGCGGUCACCGGCAACUGCGCCGUGCUGUGCAUCGUGCGGCUGGAGCCCGGCCUGCACGCCCCCAUGUACCUGUUCCUCUGCAUGCUGGCUGCCAUCGACCUGGCCCUGUCCACCUGCACCGUGCCACGGGUGCUCUCCUGCUACUGGUUCAACAGCCGGGAGAUCAGCUUCAGCGCCUGCCUGGCCCAGAUGUUCUUCAUCCACACCCUCUCGGCCAUCGAGUCCACUGUCCUGCUGGCCAUGGCCGUGGACAGGUACGUGGCCAUCUGCCACCCCCUGAGACACCCUGCCAUCCUCACCAACGCUGCCACCGCCAGGAUCGGGCUGCUGGCCACGGCCAGGGGGGUUCUCUUCUUCCUGCCUCUGCCCCUGCUCCUCCAGCCCCUUCCCUUCUGCAGCUCCCGGGUGCUGUCACACUCCUUCUGCCUGCACCAGGACGUGAUGAACCUGGCCUGUGCCAGCACCACCCCCAGCGUGGUGUAUGGCCUGACUGCCAUCCUGCUGGUCAUGGGGCUGGACGCCCUCCUCAUCUGCCUCUCCUACCUGCUCAUCCUCAAGGCU